GAAUGGCCUCGAAACCCGGUUCAGCUCCGACGACGUACUCUCCGAACCUGGCCUGUAAAUCCCGACUGCCCAUUUUCAAAGACUCCGAUGUCGAUUGGGUCCGUCCUGAUGGCCGAGGCUUCCACCAGUGCCGACCCGCCUUUUUUAGGACUGGUGCUGUAAAUGCUGCUGCAGGAUCAGCUUAUGCUGAGUUUGGAAAUACAAAAGUCGUCGUGUCUGUUUUUGGUCCCAGAGAAAGUAAGAAAGCAAUGAUGUAUAGUGAUGUAGGCCGGCUGAAUUGCAGUGUGAGCUAUACAACUUUUGCUACCCCAGUCCGUGGACAGGGAUCAGACCAUAAAGAAUUUUCCUCAAUGCUUCAUAAAGCUUUGGAAGGUGCGAUAAUGUUGGAAACUUUCCCCAAAACAACUGUAGAUGUUUUUGCAUUGGUGUUGGAAUCUGGUGGCAGUGAUAUUCCUGUUGUAACAUCUUGUGCAAGCCUUGCCCUGGCUGAUGCAGGGAUUAUGAUGUAUGACCUCAUUGCUGGAGUUUCAGUGUCAUGUCUUGGUACAAACCUCAUCAUUGAUCCGAUUUUGGAAGAGGAAAGCUGUCAGGAUGGAAACCUAAUGAUUACCUGUAUGCCUUCUCGUUAUGAGAUCACUCAGCUGACUGUUACAGGGGAAUGGUCUGCUGCGAAGAUGAACGAGGCAGUGCAGCUUUGCCUUGAUGCUUGCUCAAAGCUUGUGACAAUAAUGAGGUCAUGUUUGAAAGAGGUUGCUUCUGCUACACAAGAUUAGAAAGCAACUGAGAAUAGUAAUUGUGCCAAUUAAUACAAGUCACCUUUUUUAGCCAUUUACCAUUCCUGGUUUCUUCCCUCUCUCUUCAUCAUAUCUUUUAAGUACGAAUGAUUAUACAGUUUUAUGAGAUUGAUUGGUAUUUGCUGUGAGUUUUUUCCAUCCCUGAAUUUUCCCUGCGUUUCACCAUGCCGCCUAUUCAUUUCCCGGACCCAUUUGUUUCUACCAAGUAAAUUGUUCUGCAUUCCUGGAUCAAUUUAGUUCAGAUUCUCCAUUUUGCAUUUCUUUGUUUAUCUAGGCAUUUAGAUGGUAGGAUCUUACAUUUAUGUAUCUUUUCUCUGUGAAAUGCAGACUUCAUAAAAGGUUGAAGUUUCUUGAA
Molecule: messenger RNA, 1149 nt
Organism: Hevea brasiliensis (rubber tree)
Lineage: Eukaryota; Viridiplantae; Streptophyta; Magnoliopsida; Malpighiales; Euphorbiaceae
Product: exosome complex component RRP41-like
Exons: 7
Coding region: 3-773 (256 amino acids)
Biological process (GO): poly(A)-dependent snoRNA 3'-end processing; U4 snRNA 3'-end processing; rRNA catabolic process
Cellular component (GO): nuclear exosome (RNase complex); nucleolus; cytoplasmic exosome (RNase complex)
Source: RefSeq, a predicted model, not a curated record